GUAACGUUUCCGAAGGAUACCAUUGUUACAGCUGUAACUGUGCAGGGACGAGGCGAUCCUGACAUUCCCCAGUGGAUUAAAUCCUACUAUCUACUUUAUAGCAUGGACAGUGUCACAUGGACAUAUGUGAUGUCACCUGAUGGAUCACAGAAAUUAUUCACUGGAAAUACAGAUCAGAAUACCCCUGUGACGUCACUUCUUACAUUCAAUGUGACAGUCCGCCAUCUGCGUAUCAAUCCACGGACUUGGUAUAGGCACAUCUCACUCAGAUUUGAUGUGAGUGGAUGUUCAAUUAGAAAACGGAAAGAUGGAUUUAGCCACUUCGUUAUGAAGCCAGUAACAGAAGAAAAUGAAAUGAUAACCAGCCAUACGGUAAUUCCGGCAGAUUCUACAGUCCGAUCAAGGGCGGAGUGUGGCUUGAAAUGUCAGAGCCACAGCACAUGCAUGUCGUUCAAUUACACUACCAGCAACGGUGUACAGUGGUGUACAGGUUACAACGCCUGGAUCGUCGUGCCUGGACAGAUCACUUCAUCCAUUAGCUUAUUCGUUAUUCAAGAUGUCCUGGACUUGUAUGGCUACAAGGAAGAUAAAGAAGCUGCCAUCCUGUACAACAUCAUAGAGAUUAGGAAGACCCAGGCAGAUGCAGCAACUUCCUGCACAGCUAUGUACACUCGCCUGAUGAAGGUUGACAAGGCAUCCAAGAUGGCGAGUCUGCAGAAUACAGUUUCCGGUUACCUUGUACUGAAACAUGACUUCCGUUUCUACGUCGCGGGAGUCUAUAGCCCUCCAACCUGGCGUUACAUCGAGGAAGAAACAGAUGAGAUCGACAGUACUCUCUGGUCUCCUGGCAACCCAAAUCCAGGUCAAGGUCACUGCGUCAUGUUGACAGAAGCAGGACUGACAAGUGUGGAUUGCGAACAACGGCUUUUCUCAAUUUGUGGGAAUUGA
Messenger RNA from Ylistrum balloti, 948 nucleotides. RefSeq lists its product as uncharacterized. The transcript has 5 exons. The record is from RefSeq and is a predicted model, not a curated record. NCBI's taxonomy places the organism in Eukaryota, Metazoa, Mollusca, Bivalvia, Pectinida, Pectinidae. The annotation marks the transcript as partial.